UCGCUACACAGCCUGAUCAGAUCGGUUGGCAGCUGUUAAACAGUCAAAUAAAUUUUUAACCCGAAUACAUUGUUAUUUUUUUUCAUGCGAGAACGAGAGUCUUAAAAAUUUCUCAUUUACGAUUUGGGACCCGCAAAAUUUACGUGAAUGUUGAGGACCAUCCAGACCGGAGCUGGCCAACCGGUGCGCUGCCUGGCCACCUUCGGAUCCAGAUUCACGUACCAGAGCCAACCGAUGUCGCAGCUCCGCGUCGUGAACCACUACCAGGUGCUGAACGUGCCCGUGGGCUCCAGCGACCGGGAGAUUAGGCGGGCCUUCAUCGAGUUGUCCAAGAAGUACCAUCCGGAUUCAAAUAGUCAGACCAGGGACUCAGAGGUCUUCAUGAAGAUCUGUGAGGCCUAUCAGACGCUCCAUCGGGUAAACUCCCGGCAGAUCUACGACUCCAGACUCCGGAUGCAGAACCAAAACAAAUCUCCGCAGGAAUCCACGUUUACCGGCAGACGAGUCUAUACGGUUUGGUCACAGUAUCAGUCCGCUGUCCGGAGCAAGCAGAUGGGUAGAGGUUCCCGGCGAUUUGGUGGCGUGAAGUCCACCAUCUUCAAGGGAAAGGUAGUCAACAAAUGGCUGCCAAUGACCUUGGUCGACCUCAAGCGGGAGGGGCAUAGGGGAUCGUGGCAUGAUGAGUACUCCUUUCCCAAUAGUCCUAUUUUCUACCUAUACGUAGCCGGAUUCUGCUUGGUGGGUGGACUGGUUCUAUUGGACGUGAUCAGUAGAUUCCAAAAGCAAUCAUUUGUAGAGAAGGAUAUUAAAAUCUUGCUAAGCGAAAAGGAUCUGGAGGCCUCAACAAUAACUCAUCCAAUCCAUCCAUCUGCAUAGUUUUACUACCUCAUCCAUAUGCAUACAUCUUUGCUUUUGUUGUACUCCCUGGUCUCGUUUGAAAGAAAAAUAUAUAAAUCUGUUCGUUAA
Messenger RNA from Drosophila simulans, 966 nucleotides. Its product is annotated as chaperone protein DnaJ 2. The record is from RefSeq and is a predicted model, not a curated record. The transcript has a single exon. NCBI's taxonomy places the organism in Eukaryota, Metazoa, Arthropoda, Insecta, Diptera, Drosophilidae. The coding region runs from base 148 to 876 and encodes 242 amino acids. Gene Ontology annotation, cellular component: endoplasmic reticulum. Gene Ontology annotation, molecular function: misfolded protein binding; protein-folding chaperone binding.